This is a messenger RNA of Lachancea dasiensis, 957 nucleotides long. The record is from the annotation of a GenBank genome assembly. Lineage: Eukaryota; Fungi; Ascomycota; Saccharomycetes; Saccharomycetales; Saccharomycetaceae.
AUGAUCUCCUGCAGCAGGAGUGUGAGAAAGAGAGCUGGCAAACGCCGGCAGGCCGCGUCCAAGAAGAAGCCCUCCAAACGGGCCAACCCUACCCGAACGGGUUCUUCCAUGGGCCUCGCCAACGGCCCCGGCGUGCCAUUGCUGCGCUCCCAACGUAGCCAGCGCUCCCGCUCCCAACGUAGCCAGCGCUCCCGCUCCCAAACCCGUUCUGUCGCCCAUCCGAAUCCGGCCUGCCCGGCGCAGGUGGACCCUGACUCCGACACGUCUGGCACCUUCGCGCUGCCGUGCCCUUCCCAAACGCGUCAACCUCGCGUCACGAAAAAAAACCCGUCACGUGCCCCGGUUGGUCUCGCUGUUGAGCCUCUGGCAGAAGAGGUGCCGAGGUACGCGCAGGACGCCAGCGGGGAUAGUGGCCGUAUCCUUCCUGCUGCCGGUAUAGCCUCUCCUAAUGUUGUGGACGACUACUUGCAACUGGACAUGACAGACACUGUCGUCGCUGGGGAGGACCCUCCUCAAGACCUGUUGCUGGUCCACACUCAACCACUUCAUAUGGCUCCAAACGCGCUUCUGCAUGAUAAAGUUGAUGAGUUUUGGGGCUCCCGGUCUCUGUCCCCGAUUUGUUCACAGUUUUCUGAUGGUUUCCACGACUCUCUCCCGGAGUUUGGCCACGUCGAUAACGUGACAACGGAUCCCGAAGCGAAAAUACCAAGAGAUCCACCUUUUCCGGUCACUCAGUUGAUGACGGCAGCCACUGACCUGGCUAAACCGUCGUCCGAGGCGGCUGCGCGAGAAGCAAAUCCCCCAAUGAUUCUCACACCGGAAGAUUCGUUUGUUCUAUAUAUCACUCGGAAGCUCUCCAGGUACUGUGGCUACGUGGCCAACGAGCCCACCCACUGCGACAAAAUGCGACUCCAAGAAAUUUCAUAUCGCUUAAGCAAGACUACUUUCAACGGCUAA